Messenger RNA from Bacidia gigantensis, 3213 nucleotides. RefSeq lists its product as uncharacterized. The transcript has 4 exons. Gene Ontology annotation, biological process: arachidonate metabolic process. NCBI's taxonomy places the organism in Eukaryota, Fungi, Ascomycota, Lecanoromycetes, Lecanorales, Ramalinaceae. Gene Ontology annotation, molecular function: ADP binding; protein binding. Gene Ontology annotation, cellular component: membrane. The coding region runs from base 1 to 3213 and encodes 1070 amino acids. The record is from RefSeq and is a predicted model, not a curated record.
AUGGACGGGCCUGUCAACCUGCUCUCCUUGGACGGUGGCGGUAUCCGCGGUAUUUCGUCCAUCCUUAUACUUCAUGAGAUCAUGCAGCGGUUACAACACGACCAGAAACUGGAGAGCCUACCUCGCCCAUGCGACUACUUUCAUUUGAUCGGCGGCACAAGUACGGGUGGCUUGAUCGCACUGAUGCUCGGCCGCUUGAAGAUGACCACAAAAGAGACAUUAAAGGCGUACAAUACCAUUGCAGGGGCGGUCUUUUCGAAGAGAAACAAGAAGCCAAUCUAUAAAGAAGGGACGUUUCGAGCGUCAACCCUGGAGAUAAAGAUUAAAGAAGUGGUUGCCGGACAGGAGCUUGGGGAAUACAUGCUUAACGAGGCAGGAUCAGACCUUGCAGCCACGGGAAAGGUCUUUGUUUGUGCGGUGCCAAAUGACAAUAUGUCGCACCCAAGGCUGUUUCGAUCUUACAAAGUGCGAGAGAAUACAAGUGCCAACUGUAAGAUCUGGGAAGCAGCGAGGGCUACUACCGCUGCACCUACCUUCUUCAAGCCCGCCAGAAUAUUUGAUGGGGAUGGAGCUUCAAGUGAGGAUUUCCUGGAUGGUGGGCUACUAUACAACAAUCCCGCUCGACUGGUUCUUGACGAAGCGCGCAGAAUCUAUGGCGAUACGGCUACAAUUGGCUCAUUGAUCAGCAUUGGGACUGGAAGAUCUGGCGUCAUAGGCUUGCAGAAACCAGACGCGUUCCAAAAGAUGAUUCCUUUAGAAAUGAUUGGGGUGUUAAAGAGCCUAGCAACCAACUGCGAAGCCGUUGCUCAUGCGCUUGCACAACAAUUCGAAGAGUGCUCUGACCUCUAUUUCAGGUUCAACGUGGAGCAUGGCGCCGAGAGCACAUCUCUGGAAGAGUGGGAGAAGAUGAACAAGAUGCAAACCCAUACGAAAGCCUACUUAGAGGAUGUGAAUGUGAAUCGUUCCAUGAAUACUGCCGUACGAACCUUGCGUGGAGAUAGAGACACCGCCGCUUCAAGGAUUACACUGCGUUUAAUCUGCUCUACCGUUCCCCUAAACACCCUGGAAAUGGUUACGACAUCCGCGAAACGUUGUUACCUCUCCAGUCCACUCUUCACAGGCCGAGCAGAUCACUUGAAGCGAAUGAAGGAAUAUUUCGGUCCUCGAAAUCACACUGAGAGGCGCAGGCGAGAAUUUCUUCUCCAUGGCAUGGGAGGAGCAGGCAAAAGCCAGCUUGCCUUGAAGUUCGCUGAAGAUCAGCAUGACGAUUACGAGCAGGUCUUCUGGAUUGAUGGAACGGAUAAGGGCACAGUUGAGCAUGGCUAUCGGCGUAUCGCUCAGAAAAUGUGUCCAGACGUUGGACCCAGUUGCUCUCUUCAGGUUGCCUUGGAAGCUGUAGAGCAAGUCGAGAGCAAAUGGCUCCUUAUAUUCGAUGGUGCCGACGAUCCAACCCAGAUCAAUGGACUUUGGCCACCAGGCACCCAGGGCGACGUCAUCUACACCAGCAGAGACGAAGGAUUACGGCGUUUGCGCGCUGAUCAGGCCCUCAAAGUUGAUGAAAUGGGUAAAGAGGAAGCAAUAUCGCUGCUACUAAUCGCCGCGCGCCUAGACAUGUCAAACGAGAACGAGGCAAGAGCAUCAGAGAUCGCGCUGGAGCUGGGGUUCCUACCGCUCGCUAUCGAUCAAGCAGGGGCCUACAUAGCCAGCGGAGAAUGUUCCAUAGAUGGCUUUUUGAGUACCAUGAAAGUCCACCGACAGCAACUCUUUGAGAACGACGCUUACAGAGGCGCAUCUGAUUAUGAUCGAGCGGUGUAUGCGACUUGGGAUGUCUCUCACGCCGCUCUCGACAAACGUGCGCAACAAAGUGCUAGCCAUGCAGGCCAUGCGGCAAAGACUGCCUUACAGAUACUCGGUAUCUUCUCAUGCUUUCACUUUGAGAAUAUUGCGGAAGAGAUCUUCAGGAAGGCUGCAGAAAGUCGUGAGCUCUUUGAAGCGUUCGAGCAAGCCGAGGACGUUGAGCAGGGCGAGGAGUUUGAGCAAGCCAAUUUCCCUUUGGAAUUAUUUCAACUAAGUUCUGAUGGACAAUGGAACGAACAAUCAUUCUAUCAAGGCAUACGAUGUCUACUGUCCUUCUCCCUCAUAAGUUACGAUAGGCCUACGCGUUAUUUCUCGAUGCAUCGACUGGUUCAUGCAUGGGCAUCUGACCGUUUGAAGGUGACCCAUAAUAAUAGACCUUGCUCGAAAGCUAGGGCUAUACUCUCGGCAUCGAUCGCAAUGACGUCCGAUGAGAAGACCGCCAACUUUCAACGAAGCUUACUUCCUCAUAUUAUUGCAUGUCUACGGGCGGAUUCCUUGAAUAUGUCCCAACGGUCUUGUCAGUGGUAUUCAAAUUUUGCGAUUUUGAUGAUACAGGCGGACCGAGGUAGGGAGGCAGAUCGACUUUUUCUUGCGGUUGCUGAGUACUACAAGCAAACCCUUGGCAUGGGGGACAAACACACGCUGAAUUCUUUGCAUGGCUUAGCUCUUAGCCAAUACCAUCAGAGGCUGUUUAAGGAAGCCCAGGACACUCUCUCCGCCGUAUUGAGAUUUUCAAAUACAAUCGAGAAUGAAGAUGUUGUUGAAGCAAGAAGGCGUUCUAUGUUGCUUUCAGCCAAGAUACUCAGAGCCCAAGGUCGACUAGAUGAAGCAAUGGCACUCCAGAUGGAGAUGCUCCAAUUCUUCCCAGGAACCUCAGGCUAUGGAGGUGAAAGUCUUGCUACGCUAAUGACGGAUUUGGGAGCAACGUUGCAUGAGAAGGGUAUGUUUGAAGAGGCAGAAGAGCUUCAAGUGCUAGCACUCGGGGUUCUUUGCGAAAGUGAAAACUCCAAUGAGAAAUUAAUCGUUGUAAUAACGACAAAUUUAGGAAUGACAUGCCGCAGUCAAAAGCGAUACGGGGAGGCGAAAAGUCUGCUUACACAAGCACUGGUACGUUCUCGGAGCGUGGGGACAAUGCAUCAUCGCUUUUUGUUGCGAUGCAUUUGGGAUUUGGCGGAAAUUUAUCUUGAGGAAGGUGAAAGAGGAAAGGCUUUAGAACUCUUGAGCGAGCAUGUGGUGGUGUCCACUAAAUUCUAUGGCUCUGAGCAUGCAGAUACUAAGCGAGCUCAAGCGAAAUUGGAUGAAUUGACGGCAGUUGAAGGAGCAGUAACCUAUCUAUCACGCCAGACCGACGCCUGA